This is a messenger RNA of Lentinula edodes (shiitake mushroom), 876 nucleotides long. RefSeq lists its product as uncharacterized. The record is from RefSeq and is a predicted model, not a curated record. NCBI's taxonomy places the organism in Eukaryota, Fungi, Basidiomycota, Agaricomycetes, Agaricales, Omphalotaceae. The transcript has 3 exons. The coding region runs from base 1 to 876 and encodes 291 amino acids.
AUGGAUGGACAAGGAACGGUCACGGAACAGGCAGUACAGCAGGAACAACAAACUGAUAAAGAGAUAUCAGGGGAUGAAGAAAUCGGAGUUGAAGCCAUUGGGAAAAGCAGUACUAGUGGACAAGUACGACGAAAAUCAACAGCAGCAAUUUAUAUCAGGCAUGUUGGACAUACCGAGGAUCAAGGAAGCAACACUACCACACAAAAUCACAUGGCAUUAUGUGACAAAGACGCACACGACGCAGCAGCGGGAGGACAAUUAAUUUUAACGGAAGGAAAUUUUGCAGGGGAGGCUGCAGGGCGCAUAACAGAAGGUGUGUUUUGGGGGGAAGGCUAUUAUCGCGGGGAGGAAUUGAGCAUCGAAGAACAAUACACCAAAAUGUUGACUGCCAACGGUGCAUAUUUUGGUGCGGGGGGAACAACGUCGGAAGAAAGGGUGGAUGGCGUAGGGCCAAGGAAGAUGAUAUUGGAAGGGUGGGAAGACAAUACAGUUUGGGGUGGUCAGGUAGGGUACGUGAAUAACGACAUGGAGGUGGGUGGCAGGGGAGCGGUGUGGAGAAUUAGCACAGAUGAAGUGUUGAAAAUGCUUUGGAGUUCCUACGGAGGAGUAGAAACGGUGCACUUCAAUGUCAUUUCGGAAAGACAAGCUGGAGGAGGAACGGCGCAAUGCGUAGACUGGAGCGUGCGGGUGUACCUGCGUGAGGAGCAGGACUUUGAAAGAGAAUACGCAUUUUUAACGAGAUAUACGCGCUGGCUAAUGCGAGCCGGAAUGGAAAUGAACAUAGUCAUUUUGGGAGGACCGGUAGGAGCACUGGGAUCUGCUGGGAUCUGCUCUCAGCCCUUAGCCGAAUAUCCAGGUUUUGCAGAUGUAGGUUGA